CUCAGGUGUUCUUGAUUGGAGACCGCAGGUGUAGAAAACCCCCGGAGCACAGCAGCGCGUGCUCGUCGACGUCCCGGUUUGCAGAGAAACAGGAAAAAACUUUCUUGUUUUUUACGGAAAAUGACCUCAAACAGUCUGAAGCUGAUCUCGGUGCUUCUCCUCGGCUUCGUGUGUCUCAGAGCGGAAGGAACCUGCAGCGUGGAUCAGUGCACCGACCCAACCAGAUGCGUCCUGUCUGAAGACCAGAAGAGCUGCAAGUGCGCCGCCGGGUUUUAUUCUUCCCGCUGUGACCGAAGUGCUCAGAUUAAAGUCAUGUGUGGCAGAGACUACAUGAGCAUCAGGGCGACAGAGGACUUCUUCCUGUACCACAAGGUGGCGCUGGAGGCGCUGCGUCUGCCCAACGCCUCGUGCCACGCCCGGAGAGAAGUCAUCGGCCAAACGGCCUACUUCAUGUUCCGCGUCUCCAAGGAGAAAUACUUGGCCUGCGGAGGAAAACCUCUGAGGAAAAACACGACCCACCUUCUGUACUCCCUGGCUGUCCAGACAGAACCGCAGGUUACCGGGAACAUCAUCCGAGACCCGCUGGUUAAGAUGGACUUCACGUGCAUCUACCCGUACGUCAGGAGGGUCAGCCUGCCCUUCCCCGUCCGCCCCAUCUCCAGCGAGACGGUGUUGCAGAUAGGCGAGAUGGACGCCACCAUACAGAUGCUGCUCUACGCUGACCACACCUUCGCCAAGGCCUACGCCGCUACGCCAACCAUCGAGCUCAGAGACAAGGUGUACGUGGAGGUGGCCGUGACGGAGCCGGCAGACUACUUCCUCCUCCGGGUCAACGACUGCUGGGCCACGCAGUCUCCUCAGCCCAACUCCACAGGACUGCUGCACAGCCUCAUCCGUAACGGCUGCGUGGACGACCACACCGUCUCCUUCCUCGGCCCGGACGAGGGGCGGCCAGGAAGCAACGGGGGGAGCGCGGCGGUCCGCUACAGCUUCGACAUGUUCCGCUUCACCUCGGAUCCGCCGGAGCUCUACCUGCACUGCAGCGUGCAGCUCUGCGAGCUGGACGACCAGCAGUCCUGCACGCCGAGCUGCAGUGCAAUCAGCAAGAGGGAAGCAGUGAGGGAAUAUCCCAGCCAGGGCCUGCUGUCCUACGGACCAAUCAGGAUAGAGAUGCCGGACCGGGUCCAGUCCAACAUCCUCACCACCGUGGUGCUUCCUGUGGCCGCCGUCUGGACUCUGUGCUUCUUCCUCACCGUCCUCAUCAGUGUGGCCAAGGCCGGCAGCAGGAAGAUCACGAAACCCGAAGCUCUCUGACGGCCGGCGGCCUGAACAGAACUUUAUCUGGAGCUCUGCAGACGUUCCAGCUGCCUUUAAAUACUCAGAAUACUCUGAAAGUCUAUAUUUUCUCAGGUUUUUCACAAAGAUUCACGCCCAGCCACCAGAAGCUGUUGCCGAUAAUAAAAAUGGCCAAAGAUAACA
Molecule: messenger RNA, 1479 nt
Organism: Fundulus heteroclitus (mummichog)
Lineage: Eukaryota; Metazoa; Chordata; Actinopteri; Cyprinodontiformes; Fundulidae
Gene: zpd
Product: zona pellucida glycoprotein d
Exons: 10
Coding region: 121-1314 (397 amino acids)
Biological process (GO): neutrophil migration
Cellular component (GO): apical plasma membrane; cell surface
Source: RefSeq, a predicted model, not a curated record